AUGUCUUCUUUUCUCCUCUCUAGAUUUCUUGAAUUACUUGUAAUACUUUCAUUUGCUCAUUUUUCAUUUUCAAUACAAAUUCAACAAACUUUCGAUCAAUGCCUUUCUACCAUUCAAGUCCCCGACACUUUCUUCACCCCUAACAACCCUAACUUCACAACCCUCCUCAACUCCACCGCCCAAAAUCUUCGUUGCUUAACACCUUCGUAUCCAAAACCCCAAGCUAUUUUCACCCCGUUGAACGAAUACGAUAUCCAAACCGCGGUUAUCUGUGCGAAAAAACUAGGCAUUCAUUUGCGGUUCAGAAGCGGUGGUCAUGAUUACGAAGGAAUAUCUUUCACUUCCGCUAUGGACCCGCCUUUUGUUAUGAUUGAUAUGUCAAAAAUGCGAGACGUGAACGUUGAUCUUGAUGACAAUUCCGUUUGGGUCGAAGCUGGUGCGACUGUUGGUGAACUGUAUUAUCGAGUUGCUGAGAAGAGCAGUAUGCAUGGGAUCGCUGCAGGGCUUUGCACGAGCCUAGGCGUUGGUGGGCAUAUCACCGGCGGCGCGUACGGGUCCAUGAUGAGGAAAUACGGACUAGGGGUGGAUAACGCAUUAGACGCGAAAAUCGUCAACGCGAAUGGAAAAAUCCUGGAUAGGGUUUCCAUGGGCGAGGACGUUUUUUGGGCAAUCAGUGGAGGUGGUGGAGGCAAUUACGGAGUUAUACUUUCUUGGAAACUAAAACUCGUACCUGUCCCUGCCAUUGUUACGGUUUUCGAUGUUCAAAAAACAUUGGAACAAGGUACAACUAAAAGAACCAUAAGUACAACUUAUAAUGCACUCUUUCUUGGAGGAGUUGACCGGCUUCUGGAUAUUAUGAACAGUAGUUUUCCCGAACUUGGUCUGAAGAAAACCGAUUGUUCCGAAAUGAGUUGGCUGGAAUCGGUCAUGUUCAUUGCCGGGUAUCCCACCACCGUACCGACCACCUUCCUCCUCACCGGAAAACCAGCUUUCUUGAACUACUUCAAAGCAAAAUCAGAUUUUGUGAAACACCCAAUUCCAGAAACUGGAUUGGAGGGGAUUUGGAAAAGGUUACUAAAAGAAGAAAACCCAUUAAUGAUCUGGAAUCCAUAUGGAGGACUGAUGGGGAGGAUUUCGGAAUCAUCAACGCCGUUUCCUCACAGAAACGGUGUGCUUUUCAAGAUUCAGUAUGUGAACAUUUGGUCGGUGCCGGAAAAAGAAGCAAUGAAGAAGCACUAUAAGUGGAUCAGGAAGUUUUACAAAUACAUGGGUCAGUAUGUUUCGAUGGAUCCAAGAGAAGCUUAUGUGAAUUACAGAGAUCUUGAUCUUGGAAUGAACGACAAGAAUGGCGAUAAUACGAGCUUUGAGAAGGCAAGUUCAUGGGGAAGAAGGUAUUUUAAAGAUAAUUUCAUGAGGUUGGUGAAGGCGAAGACGGAGUUUGAUCCUGAUAACUUCUUUAGACAUGAACAGAGCAUUCCUGUUCUUCCAGGGAAAGGUUUUUGA
Lactuca virosa is the source of this 1503-nucleotide messenger RNA. Lineage: Eukaryota; Viridiplantae; Streptophyta; Magnoliopsida; Asterales; Asteraceae. The record is from the annotation of a GenBank genome assembly.